Molecule: messenger RNA, 618 nt
Organism: Penicillium mononematosum
Lineage: Eukaryota; Fungi; Ascomycota; Eurotiomycetes; Eurotiales; Aspergillaceae
Exons: 3
Coding region: 1-618 (205 amino acids)
Source: RefSeq, a predicted model, not a curated record
AUGCGCCCUGAAGACCGGGGAGAAUAUGAGCUGCUGAUGGAGAAACAACUGGGCCAAGGAAGUCGUAGUGGUGUGAACACCAUUGUUUUGCUGUUCAAGGUUGCACCUUUUUCUACGGUUCCUCCCUCUACAUUGUCAGCAUCUGGCCUCAUCAUGCAGCAAGCCACCUACUGGUUUAACAUCGCUAAGUGGGAGGAGGAGACGAGGGAGAAGGCCGCAAAAGCGAGCCAACUCGAAACAGAAAUCUCCAUUUCCACCGAUGACGCCCACCAUAAUGGUUCCCGCGAGUUCAUUAUUGCUGUUCGCGAUGCUAAGAACGACGAUGGCUCCAAGAAGUACCCCCUUCAUGUCCGCAUGAACACCCACGUCACUAAGGUGACCUUCGACGAGGCCGAAAACCCACCCCGCGCCACCGGUAUGGAGUCCCUUGAGCGCGAGCACCUCUACAAGGCUAGUCCUAUGUCGAAAUCUGCUCUUCCCGUGCCUCCUUCCCACCGAAACCAGCUGGAGGAAAUGGCCGGAGAGUUGGAGCGCCUCAACCAGGAUUUGAGUGACAUCCAGACCGAAGAGGAAAUUGACGCCGUUGAGGAGCAGAAGAUCUGGAGCCAGGUCUGUUAG